ACUGAAAGUAAGACGAGCUCAGCGUAGAGCUGCAGUGAAAUACAGCAGCUUAAACAGCUGACACAUGAAGAGUAGUUGUUCUUUCACUCUGAAUGUACCGCCCGUCACCAGCAGGCAGUGGGCAGCAGUCCGUCACUGGAGUAGAGAUUGCAGACGACUCCAACAGUUACUGGCAGAUUCGGGGGAAGCCGAAUCGUCCGUGUCAGAGAGGAGUUGCCGUCAAGUGUGGUCAGACCAUCCGCAUCACACACAUGAAGACGGGCCGAAACCUGCACUCACACCACUUCAGCUCGCCGCUGUCUAACAACCAGGAGGUCAGCGCCUUUGGAGAGAACGGCGAGGGUGACGACCUGGACGUGUGGAUGGUGCAGUGCGACGGCGUGCACUGGGAGCGAGACGAGUCCGUGCGUUUCAAACACGUGGGCACUGACGCCUACCUGAGCGUGACGGGCGAGCAGUACGGACACCCGAUCCGCGGGCAGCGGGAGGUGCACGGCAUGAGCGCCGCCAACCAGCACAACUGGUGGCGCUCCAUGGAGGGCGUGUUCAUCCAGCCCAGCCAGGAGCCGCUGCGCCACGACGAGCUCUGACAUCAUCACCAGGGGACACGGAGCACUUGACCUCCGCGGCCUGUGGUGGGUCAAAGCACGUCCGGACCUAACGAUGUAAAAACUGACUGAAGACUGCUCUGUGAACACAGGAGGAACUCAGGGUGACCUGCCUCACUGGCUGAGAUGAAACGUACGACCACUCUCACUCCCGACACUUCAAACACGCCGCUCCAUCCCCACAUUGACGCUGCAGGUCCCUUUAUUCUUACAUGUGCACAUGACGUCAGGUGAUGUUCCCUGGUGGUGAGAAGGACCCUCGCCAAGAGACCAAGUCCUCUCCUUUUUAAACCACUAGUUAACGUCGACCUCACCAUGACCUUCUCUAUCCAAACUGUAACCUUUGACAUCAAACUCUUCUUUAUUAUCGUCUCUUCUUUAAUCUUUGUCAAAUGUUUCUCUGCAUUUCCUUUUUAAGUCUUAAUCCAGGGCUUUGAACCAACCUGGUGACCCAUGAUGACGUUUCUUCUCUUAUUCUAAUCAUUAAACCCCAAAGAUUAAGAAUCAA
Messenger RNA from Notolabrus celidotus (New Zealand spotty), 1116 nucleotides. It is a transcript of the gene sdf2l1, whose product is annotated as stromal cell-derived factor 2-like 1. The transcript is spliced from 3 exons. Lineage: Eukaryota; Metazoa; Chordata; Actinopteri; Labriformes; Labridae. The coding region runs from base 93 to 590 and encodes 165 amino acids. The record is from RefSeq and is a predicted model, not a curated record.